UGUGUCGAGUGAAGCGAGUCCAAGCAGAGAAGAAGCCACAGCCGCCACAUGACGGCAAGCAACAGCACCAAUACUCUCCAGUUCACCAUCUUUUAUUUUAAACUCUUUUUCGUACUUUUGGAGUGGAGGGGGAGAAAAAACACCUUGGAUUCUUUAUGAAGAAUGGGCUGUGCAAUAUCUGGCUUGGCUGAAAGUGCAGGCUUGGCAGAAAAGAUUGUAAGGGACCAUGAUGCUGGAGGAAGAGGAGGAGGACAACAUCCCAAUCAAGACCAGAUUGACAUGAUCAAGGAGUCGUGGAAAGUUAUCAGAGACGACAUAGCAAAAGUUGGCAUCAUAGUGUUUGUCAGGCUCUUCGAGACCCACCCCGAAUGCAAGGACGUUUUCUUCCUGUUCCGAGACGUCAAGGACCUGGAGAGGUUGCGGACCAGCCGGGAACUCAGAGCACACGGACUACGCGUCAUGUCUUUUAUUGAGAAAAGUGUGGCCAGGUUGGACCAAUUGGAGCGACUGCAGGCGCUGGCCGUGGAGCUGGGAAAAAGCCAUUACCACUACAGCGCCCCUCCCAAAUACUACGAUUAUGUCGGAGCAGAAUUCAUCAGUGCCGUGCAGCCAAUCUUGAAGGACAGAUGGACCGCUGAGCUGGAGGAGGCAUGGAAGACCCUGUUUCAGUACGUGACCUGCCUGAUGAAGCAAGGCUACAAGGAGGCGGACAGACAGAACCAUCCCGCAGUCUCCCCAAAGGAGAGAGCAGACAAGAAGAACACGGCGCUCUGAGAGGCUCACUCCAAGUCUUGGUGUACAUGUUUGCUCUUCUAUAGCAGAACGGACCCAAACACUGCGAUUUCUUUUCAACAUAGCACUUUAUUAGUCAACUGAAAUUCUGCUGCGGGCCAGACCCGGCGCGCUCGGGAUUCUCUGCCUGUAACUCAAACGCGCCUUUCAGUACAUCUUUAUCAGGACAUAAAAUUCUGUACAAUUUAGCUUCAUCCUCAAGUCUGAUUUGCAUUUUCAAUGAACUGAAGCUUUCUACAUAACAUUUUGUUGUUUGACAAAGUAAGAGGGCCAGUGUGGCAGCUUCAGAUUUCCAUCAUAUGAGGGAGACUAUAAGCAUUGUACUUAUUACAUAAAAAUAAAACUACUAAGACAUGUGAUUUUAGUUUUUUUUCCAUGCAACUCUUCUAAUAUCAAUACACUGAAAAACA
Phycodurus eques (leafy seadragon) is the source of this 1202-nucleotide messenger RNA. RefSeq names its product x globin (gene xgb). The coding region runs from base 163 to 774 and encodes 203 amino acids. The transcript is spliced from 5 exons. The record is from RefSeq and is a predicted model, not a curated record. Gene Ontology annotation, molecular function: oxygen binding; heme binding. Lineage: Eukaryota; Metazoa; Chordata; Actinopteri; Syngnathiformes; Syngnathidae.